AUGUCAGCCGAUUACUGGUCCUCUUCACAGCGAAGUAAGUGGCAACUCACACGAGAAGGUCUCAUGGAGAGCAGGAGGAAACUAGUGCUCUUGGAGAAGAAGAUGGUUCAGAGUGGAUUGAUCAAAGAGAAUCCACAGAUCGUUUACGAUGUGAACAUGCGAAUAUACCUUCAUACGUUAGUGGUAAAGCUUGGACGACGCUUGAAUGUUCGUCAAGUUGCAUUGGCAUCCGCCGAAGUGUACCUCUUUCGGUUCCUAACCAGGGUUCUGUUGAAGGAAGUGAACGCCUACCUACUAGUCACCACAUGUCUCUACGUGGCAUGUAAGAUAGAAGAGUGCCCACAGCAUUUACGAUUGAUAGUACUGGAGGCAAGAAACCUCUGGCCCGAGUACAUUCCUCACGACGUUACGAAACUAGCCGAAUUCGAGUUCUACCUCAUCGAAGAGAUGGAGCUGUACCUAAUAUUGCACCACCCAUAUAAGCUGCUUCUACAAAUCAGAGACUUUCUAACAGACAACAGCACACAUUUCGGAUUCACCCUUACAGACGACGAGCUCCAGCAUCUGUGGUCCCUCAUAAACGACAGCUACAUCACCGACUUGCACCUCCUUUUCCCGCCCCAUGUGAUAGCUAUGGCGGCGAUUUAUAUAACAGUUGUUCUUAAGAAGAACCUUAAUGCCAUCAGAAGUGCCGCCGGGCCCGUCGGGAAUCAGGCACAGGACGACAAGUCUUCCGCUAUGCAUCUAGAUGAUCUCAUGACUCUUAACGCGGGAGGCGAUGUGGACAUUCAGACCACCUCUGGAGGCAACUUGCCUGAUCUGAGGCUAGAUGAGGAUACGGUCAAAAUCGACCGAUUCAUGAAUUUUUUCAACUACUCGCAUGUUAAUUUAGAUGAGAUGGUUGAGGCAAUGCAAGAGAUGGUAAAUUUAUACAUUGCGUGGGAUCGCUACAACGAAAAUCAUGUGAGAAAGGCACUUCAGCAAAUGUUACUUAGCCGGUAG
Candidozyma duobushaemuli is the source of this 1002-nucleotide messenger RNA. It is a transcript of the gene SSN8, whose product is annotated as cyclin-dependent protein serine/threonine kinase regulator. Gene Ontology annotation, biological process: positive regulation of transcription by RNA polymerase II. Gene Ontology annotation, cellular component: nucleus; mediator complex. The transcript has a single exon. NCBI's taxonomy places the organism in Eukaryota, Fungi, Ascomycota, Pichiomycetes, Serinales, Metschnikowiaceae. Gene Ontology annotation, molecular function: cyclin-dependent protein serine/threonine kinase regulator activity. The record is from RefSeq and is a predicted model, not a curated record. Bases 1 to 1002 code for a protein of 333 amino acids.